AGAGCAAACAUCAUCGACCGCAAUCACCGACUCCAGUUGUGAUUCGACAUUCACCUGUGAUUUGACAUUCACCUCCGAAUAUAUCCUACAAAAUGGACAACCUGGACUUGCAGCAGCUCAUGCGUCACCUGGGGGCCACGGACGAGGAUAUGGCUGAUCACUUGAUGUUUUUUGCUCUCGAGGCAUAUGAGGAGCACAAGAUGACAGGAAGCGUCCAGGAUAUCGAUGUAGCCAUCCGGGCUUCUCGGUUGGCCCUAAGCAUGACUCCAGGAGACCAUCCCGACCGUGUGGGAUUUUUGAACAAACACGGAGGUUUCCUUGAGGCUCGAUAUGGGCGUAAAGGUCAGAUGACGGAUCUGGAAGAGGGCAUUGAUGUAGCGCGGCAAGCAGUCGAGUCGGCGCCUGAAGGUCAUCCCGAGCGGCCAGCCUGUUUCAACAACCUUGGGACCAAGCUUUAUGAGCGGUAUGAGCGGACAGGCCAGACAACCGAUCUGGAAGAGGCCAUUGACGCGGCGCGGCAAGCGGUGAAGCUGACGCCCAAAGACCACCGCGAACGGGAAGCCUGCCUGAACAACCUGGGAAACUAUCUGCUCCGGCGCUAUGAGCGAACAGGCGAGAGGAGCGAUCUCAAUGAGGCCAUCGAGGUGGCGAGGCAGGCAGUGCAAUUGGCGCCUAAUCGCCAUCCCAACCGGGCGGUCUGUUUAAAUAACUUGGGAGCCAUGCUAGCUCGGCGGUAUGAGUGGACGGACCAGAUAGCCGACCUCGACGAGGCCAUUGAGGUUGCGCGGCAGGCACUGGCGUUAACGCCUGAAGACCAUCCCAUGCGGGCACUAUGGAUGGACAAUCUCGGGAUUUCCCUCAGAAGUCGACAUGAGCGGACUGGCCGGACGAUCGAUCUCCGGGACGCCAUUGACGCAUCGCAGCAAGCGAUCGAGCUGAUCCCUAAGGAUCAUCCCAAUCGGGCAUCCUGUUUGAGCAACCUCGCAAAGGCGCUUGAGAGGCGCUAUGAGCUGACGGGCCAGAUGGCCGAUCUCGACGACGCCUUAAGACGCCUGCAGGAGGCUUGGAGCUGCCGGGCAGCUACCCCAUUCCGCCGUGUCAGAGCUGCCGAGUUCUGUCUAAGACUUCUCCUCUUACGAGGCAAUUUCGCUACCGCCUCGCAGGUUGGAAUGGAAGUCAUCGACCUCCUCCCUACGGUAAACACUAGGCUCCUCGACCGUGACGAUCAGGAAUUCGUCAUGUUCACUUUUGGCGGCAUAGCUGCCAACCUCUGCGCCAGCCUCAUGGCAUUGAACCGCCCCGACGACGCGUUGCAAUACCUCGAGAAGGGCCGCGCAGUCAUUAUUGGCCAGCUGGUGGAUAGCCGCAGCGACGUGUCUGGUCUCGCGCAGCAGCACCCGGAUAUUGCCAGGCGGUACGAAAGGCUCCGGGACGAGGUCAACACUCCUCUGCGUGGCGUCAAGGGCGACGCGGCGGGAAAGCAGAUGCUUCAACGGCGCCGCGUGGCUGCAGCGGAGCUUGAUGCGUGUGUGCGAGAGAUCAGGGGUAUCGCAGGGCAUGACCGUUUCCUCCUUGGCCAGACGGUGGACGAGAUGAAGGAGUGUGCCGCGGGCGGCUUCAUCAUUGUGGUCAACAUUACCGAGUUCCGAAGUGACGCAAUCAUCAUCUCGCCUGCAACCAUCCGGGCAAUUAACUUCGAGGGAUUGUCUUUCUCAGAAGUAAAGGACUGGUUAGGCAAAGACUGGGGCGGCCGAGAAUCGGAAUUCCGACGAAAGAACGACGAGUACCUUCGGUAUCUUUCAUGGCUGUGGCACAACUUCGUCGAGCAGUUGCUUGACGAGGUUUCCUCGCUUCAUACUCAGUCCGAAGGCCUACCGAGAGUCUGGUGGAUUGGCACGGGACUCGCCAGCUCGAUGCCUUUCCACGCGGCGGGUAUACACUCUCCGGGCUCGACGGAUCACGCGUACAGCAGGGCGGUGUCAUCAUACACGCCGUCCAUCAAAGCCCUGCGACAUUCAAAAGCCCGCGCCGGCAGUACGGAGCCAAUAACAGGCGGCACGCUUCUGAUGGCCACAAUGCCGACAACACCGCGUCCCAGCGACGGGGGUAAGAAGCUGUGCGACCUUCCAGGUGUCACAGAGGAGAAGGCAAGAGUCAUCAACGCGACCAAGGGCCAUCUCACGCCAGAAGUGCUGGAGCACCCUAGCGUAGAACAGGUCAUCACUCGCCUCCAGACCUGCCGCGUCGCCCAUUUUGCCUGCCACGGGUGGACUGACCACUCCGAUCCGUCAGAGAGCGGCCUGGUCUUGCAGAGACAAGGGGCCGGCGGAGCCGCGGAACAGGAACGCCUGACGGUGCGCAGGGUGUCGGAGCUGAGCUUGAGGCAGGCACGCCUGGCGUACCUGUCGGCGUGCUCGACGGCGGAGAACAAGACGGCGUGGCUCGCGGACGAGGUGCUCCACGUGGUGAGCGGCUUCCAAGUAGCCGGCUUUCCGCAUGUAGUUGGGUGUCUAUGGCCGUCUGACGACAGUGUCUGCGUGGUUGUGGCGGAGAGACUGUACACGUCGCUGUUUGCGGCGGGGAGGAAGGGGUGGAGCGGUGGAGAGGUGGCUUCGGCGUUGCGAGAGGCCGUGAUGGCGGUCAGGGCGGCGGAAAUGGAUAUGCCGUUGCUGUGGGCGCAGUUUGUUCACUAUGGCGCGUAGCCUCCAUCUUUCAUGAUGUCUGGUAACAAAGCAGC
This is a messenger RNA of Thermothielavioides terrestris NRRL 8126, 2737 nucleotides long. RefSeq lists its product as uncharacterized. The record is from RefSeq and is a predicted model, not a curated record. The transcript has a single exon. Gene Ontology annotation, molecular function: protein binding. Bases 93 to 2702 code for a protein of 869 amino acids. Lineage: Eukaryota; Fungi; Ascomycota; Sordariomycetes; Sordariales; Chaetomiaceae.